AUGGAUGACCCAGAAAUUUCUCCUAAAUUGGACCCUGGAGAUUAUGAAGAUAGAUAUCCGAAGAGAAAUCGUAAAAGCAAGAUUGAAGAUUUAAGUUCACUAGAAGAUGCAGAACUACAAAAUUACAUAGCCGAGAAACCCACUAAAUUGCCUUAUGAUAUUGAUGAGAUACUUACUUCACCUGACUUUGAAUAUGAUGAUGUUGUUAAAAGUAUUCCUGUUGAAGGUUGUUGCUUUAUAUUUUUUAGAAAAAAUAGUUUUUGUGUUUUUAAAGACUUCACGAUGGAUUACAUUAAAUCGACUGGCCUUACUACACCACUUUUCUUUUAUGUUCCACCGCAAAAGCUGGGAAUGAAGACGCCUGUUCAGGAGCGUAAAGAAUUAUUUAAUGUGCUUUCACUUGAAUUUAGUUCAACACCUUUGGCAGAUCUAGUAAGUGCUCCUGCUUUUGUACCAAAAAUAGACUGGAUUGACAAUGUAUGGCCAAAGGAAUUAUUUAAACGUCAGGAGAAUCUUUUGAGUAAAAGUUCAUGGGCACGCGAACAGGAUUUUUCAACUUAUCCAAAAGUCCAAAGAUAUUGCUUAAUGAGUGUUGCUAAUUGUUUUACUGAUUACCACGUUGAUUUUGGUGGCACCUCUGUUUGGUAUCAUAUUUUAAAAGGAGAAAAGGUCUUCUGGCUGAUUGAACCAACUGAAGAAAAUUUAAAAUUGUAUGAGGAAUGGAUACUUGGUGGCAGUAACAAUUCCUGUUUUUUCGGCAAAAUUGUAAAUAAAUGUACACGACUAUUUCUUAAGCAAGGAGCUACGCUGAUAAUUCCUUCUGGUUGGAUUCAUUGCGUUUAUACACCAUGUGAUUCACUUGUAUUUGGUGGAAAUUUUCUUCAUUCAUUUUCCAUGCCAAUGCAAAUACGGGUUUCUCGUUCUGAAGAUAGGAUAAAGAUUGGAAGCAAAUACAGAUUUCCUCACUUCAAACAAAUUUUUUGGUGUUAUUUAGCCAAGGUGGUAAAAUUAGCGACUGGGCGAGUUUAUCAAAAAAUGCCGACUGUAGAAGCUUUUGUUGAUAAGGAAAUUGAUUUUGAGGGAACAUAUACAUUCAACCCUAUUCAACUUAAAUUUGGUGAUCAAGACCCUGAUCUAUUUAUACCUUCGGAACAUUAUGAUAUGGAAUACUUGCAUUCACUUUCACCUUUUGAAAUAAAUGGUCUUCAUUCACUUGUCAGAUUUAUGAAGCGCUUAUUAAAUUCAAAACAACCUGAAGUGAUUGAAGGAAUAACUCGACCAGCUCAUUUAAUUAUGGAACUCAAAGCUCUUUUAAACAAAAUCAAUUCAUUGGACCAAUUGAAUUUGCGCAAGGACAUUGAGCUAUUUCAGAAGAAGUCUAAAAUAUGUGGAUUUGCAGAGUGUACAAUUGACAAUAAAAAUCUAUUUCACGAACAAAUGGCUUUGGAUGUACAAGUACCUCGUAAAUCAAAAGCAGCUCGCCGAAACAUUUUGAAGUUGACAAAGAAAAAGCAAGAAUCAAAUCAACCUAUUUUAGUGGAUGGAUUACCUCUUCCUACAUUAGCGGCAGCCGAAGAAUCCUCCGGAAAUGGAUAUAAUCCUAUUGCUCAAGUGGUUAAACUUGGACAUAAACCAAUUGCUAGUGCUUGGCGACGUUCAUCCAAUAUGGUCAAAGCUUUGCCAUCAACCUCAGUUUCAAUUUUGAAAAGAAAAUCAUCUGAUUUUGAGCAACCAUCUACUACUGAAAGUGGUGAAACUUCUACUGCUGAUUCAAAUUUGCAAAUCAAGACAGAUCUCAAUGAACAACCAAUGUCUUCAGCUAUGGCUCAAUCCUCAAUGGAAUUUAAAAAUGCUUCAGAUGUAAAACCUGUUGUUCCUAAAAAAAACAAAGCUAAAUUCAAAAUUACUCGAAAAAUUAUUGAGAUGCAUGAUGAUUCACCUGAAUUUGUACAUCGUUCACCUCUUCAACGUUUUACUUCUGUUUGUCAACCAAAUAACAAAAAUUCUACGAACACUUUUGAGCAACCAGCAAGAGUCAAUAAUGCUAAUUGGAAUUCUAAUAAUGUCAAGCCUCCUACUGAACAAACUCAAAACCAACAACAAGUUUUUCAAAACCAACAAAGUUUCGCUCCGCGUAGAACUUUUAACAACCGUCAAAGAUUUGAAUCUGGAUCACGAUGGAAUGAUUCAUAUAAUAAUGAUGGACAUGAUCAAUAUAAUAACUUUGGUGUUCAUUCUUCCUUUCAAAAUUCUCCAUUUUAUCAUCAAGGAGGACGAGGUCAACAAAAUAGAUUUAGUAGGCCUUCAGAACAUCGAAGACAAACAUUUGAGCAACCAGCAAGAGCCAACUGGAACUCUAGUAAUAAUAGGAAAUAUGGUGACAAUUGGAACUCUAGUGAUAAUUGGAGAGCUGGUGAGUGGGUAGCUGGUGAGAGUUGGAAUUCUAACGAUAAUUGGAAAUCUGGUGACAAUUUUACCUCAAUGGAUCAAUCAUCUGCUGUUGAAAGAGUUGCGGAAAGAGCUACUACACCAGAGAAGAAUGAUUAUUUUGAGAAACGGAAUGAUAUACAAAUCGAGCCAAAGCAUCAGCAACAACCAGAAGAGUCACAGCCAAUAGAUACAGCAGUUAAUGAACUUCAUCAAAUUACUCAAAUAAUGAAUUUUCCAUGCGGUGCAUAUCCCUAUUCAUCUGUGGAUUGUGUUAAUAUUGCGCAUAUACCGCUUCCGCCUUCACCAAAAGCUGAGUUUUUCCAUACUCCAUUUACUGACAAUAAUAGUGUUUCAACUUCAACAAAUGUUUCAUCAGAUCCAUUUACAGAGGUUGAUCAACUUGCACAACUAGGGCAAAUGAUGCAUGAAUAUUGA
Meloidogyne enterolobii is the source of this 2865-nucleotide messenger RNA. Lineage: Eukaryota; Metazoa; Nematoda; Chromadorea; Rhabditida; Meloidogynidae. The record is from the annotation of a GenBank genome assembly.